Osmia lignaria (orchard mason bee) is the source of this 3074-nucleotide messenger RNA. RefSeq names its product thrombospondin type-1 domain-containing protein 4. NCBI's taxonomy places the organism in Eukaryota, Metazoa, Arthropoda, Insecta, Hymenoptera, Megachilidae. Gene Ontology annotation, cellular component: extracellular matrix. The record is from RefSeq and is a predicted model, not a curated record.
CGUCAGUUCGGCACGACACCUCUGUAAAGCACGACAGAGGAACUCGUCUCUCGGUAUUCUGUAACAUGCAACACGCCAUCGUAGCUACGGCUUCUUAUUUCCUCGAUAUUUAAUUAACUGACAAGUGCUCAUGGUGAACCAUCGAAUGGAAACGACAUAAACUUUGGUGACAUUGUCCAGGAAAAAUAUUGACAAACUAAAAAGUGUCUCACAAAUUAAAACGACAGUAAUUAUCUAGUGAUCGACAAGUUUGAAAUUCUCAGUCUAUUAUUCGAAUUUUUUUUUUUUAAAUAAAUCAAUUCGAAUGACAGGAACGUAAUUUAUGGCAGUAGCCAUCAGCAACCCUCCUAACAACGAAUCUCUAAUUUUCUAUAAUAUCAAAGAGAUCAAAGUUAAAGAGUAGCAAUAUUAAUGUUUUAAACUGAACAAACGACUCGAUGGUAAGAGAAUCAAAUUCCAAGAAAGUGUCAGUGAAAUGUUGAACAGCGAUUUAAAUGACAGUGGAAGGGACUAACAUCGAACCAAAGAACGGUGUUUGGAAAAUGACGAACUAUUUUCCGCAAAGAGGACUUCAACGUGACGAACAUUAAUGGGAAAAAGGAUGACAGUCCAAGUGUGAAGCAGAGCACGAAUCUUCUUCAAAAUGGAUCGAGCUAUCCUGUUCGCUCUAUUGAUAUCUCUGACGUGCUUUUCGAGUAGCUGCGGUGGACACCUUAUCGAUGGCAUUUUCACGGAACCAACCUUGGAACGGGGUUACAAUCUGGUUGCCACAGUUCCAAGAGGUGCUCUGGCUCUGAACGUGACACAAUUACGUCACACGGAGAAUUAUUUGGCAAUAAAAUUGCAAAAUGGUACCUACCUGUUGAAUGGAAAUUAUAGUAUUAACUUAUCCGGCAAGUAUCCAGCAGCUGGGACAACUUUCACCUAUCUUCGUCAAAGUCCUCAAAAUUUGGAAAGCUUCUCUGCUAUUGGUCCAUUGCACGAACCCAUCGAUGUUAUGGUUUUGUAUCAAGAACCAAAUCCUGGUAUCGUGUAUCGAUAUAUCAUCCCUGGAAGUGUGAGUGUCCCUCCGAAUCCUCAUCUUGGACCUAAAACAGUUUCUGCCAAAGCUAGUGAACCUAUCGUACCAUCUGUUCCACAUAAAAAAAUAGAAACUGGAACUAAUAUCAACGAUGCAACUCAAACCUAUCUUCCAAGACGUUACAAGAAAAGAAAAUUUAUAUGGAAAGCAAGUGGUUUCACUGAAUGCAGCAGGACUUGUGGAGGAGGUAUUCAGAUGAUAAGAUACGUGUGUAUAAGGGAACAUACGCAAACUCAAGUGCCAGAAAAGAGGUGUCAUGCUUUAGAAAAGCCACGAGAAACUCAAACGAGAUGUAACACUAUGCCUUGCCCUCCCAAAUGGAGACCUGGCCCCUGGAGCGACUGUUCCGUUACUUGUGGUACCGGAAAUCGCGUUAGAGAGUUAGAAUGCGUGCAAGAAAUAAAACCAUCAUUAAUAAUGAGAAUAGCCGAUGGCGCCUGUAUGGAACCAAAAAUUCUUCCUACGAAUGAGGUUUGUGAAAUGCCAGCGUGUGAAUAUGAGACGAAAACGACGACGACCACAUUAUCGCCUCCACAGUGGAGCGUGGGCACAUGGUCUCCGUGCUCAACAACUUGUGGACCAGGUAAGAAAACAAGAACUGCAAAUUGCAUCACACAAGGACCUCCUUGUGAUCUUGAAGAAAAGCCUAUUACUCAAGAAGCUUGCGAUCUGGGACCCUGUACCACCAAACCACCUCAAACGAAUAUUAUUUCAACGAGACUUCAAAGUCCACAGUGGUUGUACACCGAAUGGUCCGAAGGGUGUUCAGCAGAAUGUGGGAUUGGAGUACAGACGAGGAAGGUUUUUUGUGAAAAGGGACCGGAAGAAGAAUUUUGCGAGGAAUCAACUCGACCUGAGACUGCAAGGACUUGUUCCAGUAACAGGACAUGUAGUGGACAAUGGUUUUCAGGACCUUGGUCUGAGUGUUCUUCAGAAUGUGACGGAGGAGAACAAGUGAGAGAAGCAGUUUGUGUAACAACCCUUCGUGGAUCUCUUCGAGUUGUCCUCGAUAUGAAUUGUCCUGCGAACAAACCGGAAACGAGAAGAGCUUGCAAUGGUCCACCAUGCACAUCCAUGUGGUUCAUAUCAGACUGGACAGAAUGCUCUCGAUCGUGUGGAAAGGGCAUUCAGAAGAGAGAAGUCAAAUGUUUGAACAAAGACGGUCAAACACCAGACCACUACGAACUCCAUUGCAAGGAAAAUGAUCGUCCUAUUUCCCGAAGGACUUGUAAUGAUUAUCCUUGCAGAGACGAUAUGCACGGAGCUGAGAAUCAUCACAGGGUUCUGCAAGUUCAAAACGAUCCAGAAAUCUCAAAUGGACUCGAGGAAAACCCACUUUGCAAGGACACCAUAUCAAACUGCAAUUUAGUCCUGCAAGCUCGUCUCUGCACUUACCAAUUUUACCAACAGCUGUGCUGUCUCUCGUGUUCCAGAGCUAAGCAAGAGUUAGAAUGAAGAUUUAAAUAUGACCAGACAAACGUAUCUUUAAUGUAAAUGUAACUCUUCGAUGAACAAUUGAGAGAAUAUUCCAAUCUGAAAUAUUAGUUAAUUAUUAAUUCAAAAAAGAACUAAAGAAUCAUUAAAAGGUAAUAUUCUCUUAAAUUCGAAUCGUCGAAGAUAACACUAAAUAUUAUACGUGUCGCUGUAGAUUUACUUACCCCUGCACUGCCUGAUUUAGAUUUUAACGUCGACUUUUUUGUACAUGAAAAUGAUAAGCUAAAGGUACUCCCUGAAAAAUGAUACCUAAAAAAUUGUACUUACACGAAAAUCAUAAGUAAUAAUAAAUUUUUGUAUCCUGUAAAGUAAGAUAAUUUUCGAAAGCAAUUUUUCUGUAAACACGAUAAAAAAUUAUGAAAUCUUUGUACGAUAAAAUUUAAAACGUCGAUGUGGAGAAAUUAGACUGAUCGUGUAAAUUGUAAUAAGGCAACAUUGGCAUUUAAUUUGUAUUAUUUUUCGUUACACGUACUUGCCGUAAUAAACUUAAUGCUUUCUA